AUGUUUGGAAUGAUCAGGCCCCUUCUUAUCCUUGGCCACUUGCUUCUUGCUAUAGGGAUCAGCGCCGAAAGCAAUUUCUGGCUCUUUCCAGGUCAAAAUGGCGCCAACAACGACUAUUCUGAAAAUCCCAUCCUCCCGCAAUCUACUCCUCAGCCCCUUCGAUGGAGCACAGACUUCGACGCUUAUACGAUCAGACUCUGGCAGCAGCACCUGUCGGGAAACAAAGCUACUGCAGGGGAAACCAUGUAUGCGAAGUCAUCAGAAGAUUCUGAAGUAGGCAAUUUCACAUGGACCGUCCAGACUUACUCUAUGGACUUGGAGGACUCGAACGUCUUCUUCCUCCAGGUCGAUGAUCUACAUGGUCAUAGCAUCACAUCCCACUAUUUCAACAUCACAGCAGGAGGAGUCUCGUCGUCCAUCACCACGUUAGCAACAUCUACGACAACCUCGACCUCAGUCGCAGACUCAAGCACAAGAAGCGCCACGGCUACACAGUCCUUCCCGGCCUCAACACCAAGCGCUGCGACUCAAUCACCACAGCCGCAAAACAAAGACACUGCAGUGAAGAUCGGACUCGGUGUUGGCUUGGGCCUAGGCAUACCUCUAGUACUCCUUCUUGGUGUAUACCUUGGCAUGCAAGCUAUGAAAACGCGUCAAACGGCAGGGGAAACCAUGGAUCAGUCUAUCUACAUUGGUCCUGACCCUCCAAAAUAUCCGCUAGUGGAGUACUCGCAAGCGCCUUCUAGCGAAGAGCUCCGCACAGAGCCGUCAGAACUACCAGGAGAUAGAUACAAUGCUCCGCAGGAACUUUCAUAAUGCUGGGUACAGCAGUAGGUUAUCAGUUUGACACGAAACCUUUGGUUUGUACUUAUGGUUCAUGUUCUCUUGUCAUGUCUAUAUGUGGAAAGAAAGUCAAGUAAUGAUAGAGGUGCACUUCUCUCUGAUUUAGCGCCUGUAUUUCCUUGUAAUAGAAUCUAUUAGAUCAUAACAAUCCCCCACAGCAAGCAAUGUUAGUAGCAAUCAGGGAAAAAUCAUGUACAUAAUGUCCU
Mytilinidion resinicola is the source of this 1049-nucleotide messenger RNA. RefSeq lists its product as uncharacterized. The transcript has 2 exons. The record is from RefSeq and is a predicted model, not a curated record. Lineage: Eukaryota; Fungi; Ascomycota; Dothideomycetes; Mytilinidiales; Mytilinidiaceae. Bases 1 to 816 code for a protein of 271 amino acids.